This is a messenger RNA of Rangifer tarandus platyrhynchus (Svalbard reindeer), 255 nucleotides long. The record is from the annotation of a GenBank genome assembly. Lineage: Eukaryota; Metazoa; Chordata; Mammalia; Artiodactyla; Cervidae.
AUGGGUUCAGGCCGCGGUUCCGUCCCGGUGCCCGUCCCCGGAGCAGCGGCCCUGCCGCUCCCGUCUUCCGAGGUGCUAAAUCACCCCUCCGCUCCCGCCCCCGGGGGGGGGGGGCGGCCGGCUAUCUCCUGCAUCAAAGUGUCCCGCGUGCUCCAUCAGGCUCUCGGCUCUGCAGCAAGUCCUUCAGACUCUGGCUUCAGUCGCUCCCGAGCCGCCCUUCAAUCAUCCCCCAGCGCCGGUUUAGCGCGGCUCUAA